Molecule: messenger RNA, 5314 nt
Organism: Cataglyphis hispanica
Lineage: Eukaryota; Metazoa; Arthropoda; Insecta; Hymenoptera; Formicidae
Gene: Hsc70Cb
Product: heat shock 70 kDa protein 4L
Exons: 11
Coding region: 267-2765 (832 amino acids)
Biological process (GO): protein folding
Cellular component (GO): cytosol; nucleus
Molecular function (GO): ATP binding; ATP-dependent protein folding chaperone
Source: RefSeq, a predicted model, not a curated record
AGAGAGAGAGAGAGAGAGAGAAAGAGAGGGCAUUACAUUUCCUUCAGAAGCAUCGAGCGCGCGCGAGCUGUAUCAUACACAUUAGAGCUCACUUCUCGUUGUGUUGUCGUGCGAGACGACCAAAUUGUGAAUCGAGACGUUUGUGUUCGUUGGUGCCGCGAGGCAAUCUUUCUCGGCGAGGACGCGCUAUUGCUACUGCUGAUCGGGAGUCUUUUUUUUGUGUGUCACAGAGGAAGUGUCGAUUUUAAGGCUUCCUACAAACAGCCAUGGCUGCGAUGUCCGUGAUCGGGAUCGACUUCGGGAACGAGAGCUGUUAUGUGGCCGUGGCACGCGCCGGUGGCAUCGAGACUAUAGCAAAUGAUUACAGUCUUCGGAGCACACCAUCAUGUGUAGCAUUCAGUGGAAAAAAUCGAAUACUUGGAGUAGCAGCCAAGAAUCAAAUGGUGACCAAUGUGAAGAAUACCAUUCAUGGUUUCAAAAGAUUAUUAGGUAGAAAAUACAAUGAUCCACAAGUUCAAUCCGAGCUACGAUCCCUUCCCUAUAAAGUAACUCCUCAGGCUGAUGGAAGCAUUGGCAUACAUGUACAAUACUUGGAAGAAGAGCACAUUUUUUCACCAGAACAAAUUACUGCUAUGCUUUUUACAAAGUUGAAAGAUAUUUCUGAAACAGCUUUACAAACUGCUGUUAAUGAUUGUGUUAUAUCAGUUCCUUCAUAUUUUACUCAAGCUGAACGUCAAGCUUUACUUGAUGCUGCUAGGAUCGCGGGCCUUAAUGUUCUAAGAUUAUUUAAUGAGACUACUGCUACUGCUCUUUGUUAUGGUAUUUAUAAACAGGAUUUACCAGCAGUAGAUGCACCUCCUAGAAAUGUUGUUUUUGUGGAUUGUGGUAAUGCUAGCUUACAAGUGAGCGUUUGUGCCUUUCAUAAAGGCAAACUUAAGAUGUUGGCAAGUACUGCUGAUUCUCAAUUGGGUGGAAGAAAUAUCGACAUUAUUCUGGCAGAACACUUCUCUAAAGAAUUUAAAACGCGAUACAAUAUUGAUGUGCACACCAAUCCGCGAGCAUACUUAAGAUUAUUGGCAGAAGCUGAGAAACUAAAGAAACAAAUGUCGGCUAAUUCGACCAACCUUCCCUUGAAUAUCGAAUGCUUUAUGGAAGAGAAGGAUGUACAUGCCCAGAUGAAUCGUAAUGAGAUGGAAGCGCUGUGCGCCCAUUUAUUUGAUCGCGUUGAAAAAACUCUGAAGCAAUGCUUAAUAGAUUCGAAAUUGAAGGCGGAAGAAAUUCAUGCGGUCGAGAUAGCAGGAGGAUCGAGCCGCGUUCCUGCUAUCAAACGUUUAGUGGAGGAAGUCUUUGGUCGACCGAUAUCGACGACUCUGAAUCAGGAUGAAGCGGUCGCUCGUGGUUGCGCGUUACAAUGCGCUAUGCUCAGCCCUGCUGUGCGCGUUCGUGAAUUUUCAGUUACAGAUAUACAGCCGUAUCCCUUGAAACUAACAUGGGAUGCUAGUCAAGGUGAAGAAGGCGAAAUGGAAGUAUUUGGACAUAAUCAUCCUGUACCAUUCUCGAAAAUGUUGACAUUUUAUCGUUCAAAUCCAUUUACGCUUACUGCCAGUUACAGUGUACCACCUCCAUCUUAUCCUCAAACAUUCAUUGGAACAUUUACAAUAAAGAAUGUAAAACCCACAUCAGAAGGAGAAUCGGCAAAAGUUAAGGUGAAGGUAAGAGUGAAUUUGAACGGUAUUUUGACUAUCGCAUCAGCAUCGCUUAUCGAAAAACGCGAGCCGACUCAACAAGAGAAAGAAGAAGAAGAGGCGCAGCAACAACAGCAGCAGCAACAACAGAAUAACAUGGAUGUUGAUUCACAUUCGGCAGAUAAAAAAGAUAAACCCGAUCAAGAAGCACAAGCAAAUGAACCUCCAGCUCCAGAGGGAGAUGAGAAAGGCGACGAUAAAGGAAAGAAAAAGAUUCCGAUUCGUACAAUUGACUUGCCUAUUGAAGCUAAUGUUUGCGGAUUAUCGCCACGAGAACUCGAUGCUGCAGUAGAAAAAGAGGGCAAAAUGGUCGCCGAGGAUAAACAGGAAAAAGAACGAAUUGAUGCGCGUAACGCUUUGGAAGAAUACGUUUAUGAUUUACGUGCUAAAUUGUCCGAAGAGAAUCAAUUAGCUACAUUCAUCACAGAAGUGGAUAAGGAAUCGUUGUAUCGUAUAUUAGAUGACACUGAAAAUUGGCUAUAUGAAGAAGGAGAAGAUUGCCAACGACAGAUUUAUUCCGAGCGAUUAACGCGUUUAAAAUCUCAAGGGGAACCAAUAAAAGAAAGGAAAUUAGAAUUCGAAGGGAGGUCUCAUGCGUUAGAAGAAUUAGCAGUAGCAUUACAACUGGCUAAGAAAGGCCUUGAUCAAAUAAAAGCAUCAAUUGGUAAAGAUGAUAAAUAUUCUCAUCUAACGGAGGAAGAAGUGAAAACGGUUGAGAAAACGAUACAAGAGAAAUGGACAUGGUUGGAGGAGAAGCGUAUGCUGCUUGCGAGCUUGCUCCGUACGCAACAACCGCCAGUCACCGUAGCGCAAAUCCGUGCCGAGAAACAAUCAUUGGACAGCAUGGUAUUACCUAUUCUUAAUAAGCCUAAACCUAAAGUUGAUCCACCAAAGGAGGAAAAGCGUAAAGACAAGUCAGCCGAUGAACAGAAGAAUAAUCAGAAUCAAAAUGCCCAAGGUAACAAUCAUAAUCAACCCAAUCAACAGCAAGCAGAAGAAGAGAAGAUGGACGUUGAGUAACGGUCACCGCAACUUAUGUGUUUUUAAUAAUAUAUUAAAUCUAAUCUAUAAUUGAAAUAGCGAAUAUUUCAUAUUUGGAUAAAACAUGUUUAUCAUGUCUCGCAAGCGCCUGACAUACCAUAGUCGGAUUACACACAUGAUUGUCUUGCUCCUUUUUUUUUUCCUCCUCCCUCUCUGUAACAUCUAUCAAUCUGGUGAACUGAACUAUUUAAUGACACAUUACCGUAACCAGCGUAAGCGUAUUGAAAAAGUAAAGAAUUGGAAUUUACAAAGUACAUUACAAUAAUAAAUGUUCUCUUGUUUGAAUAGAAUAUCAUAAAUAUAAUUGCUAUCUGAAAGGGAAGAAGCACAAACGUCCUAAAAAAAGCAAAAUAGCGAAAUUUUACUUAGAAAAAAAAAUUAAGUUUUCAGUACGCUUCUAAAAUGCAUACAUAAAAUGCUUUUGGAUAGAUACUUGAAAAAAAAAAGAAAGUCUCAUCAAAACUUAUCAGUAAAAAGAAUUAUGAAAUAUUAUGCUGCAACUUUUAAAGUAUAGGAUGCGAGCUAUGUUAGAUCUAAUUGACCAAACUAAAUUGUGAACUAGAUAAUGUUGCUGUCGAUGUUUUAUUUUUAAUAAUAUUAUUAAAUUAAAUUUAUAAUUAAUAAUUAUUCAUUCCAACAUUUUCUUACGCGACUGACAGCAGACACAAGUUUUCUUAUUGCAUUUAUAAUAGUUUCUUGAAGUAAUGUUUACUUGAAAUAAAUUAAUAUUUCACUAAUUAAGAUUUUGCAAAAUCUGCUUUAAUAUAAACAUCGACAAAGAUGUUACAGGAAUUCGUCUUAAUUUUUUUUUUUUUUUUUCACCUUUUUAGUUGAAUUCAAACUAUCAUUUUUAACUAUAAAAAUUACAUAAAAACCGAUAAUUCGGUUAGAUAUAUCAUUGUACAUAAUUUAUAGGCAUCUACAAUGACAUAGUAUAUUUCUUUAUCACUAUAUUUAGAUUGCUAUAUUAUAGUGACUUCUGAUUGUAAGCAUAUUCUCAGAGUAUUAUCUUUCAGCAAAGUUUAAACUCUGUUAAAUGACAGCUGAAUGAUCAGGUAAGAUUUUUUUAGAUCAAUUCAUUCGAGAGCUAGCAGGGGUAAUAAUUGCUUGUUUAAAAAAUAGAAUGAAAAAUCGCUUAUAAUCGGAAGCCAUUGUAUCUCACAGUAUAUAGAAAUUAUAACAAAAAUUUAGUUGUUUCUAGAAUAUACAAAAUAGAAAAUAGACGGAAGUCCAUAUUUCACUCUCGCGCCUAACUUUAUUCCUACACUGCUUUUAGCAACUAAAAGUCGCAAAUUACGCGUGUAUAAAAUAUAAUUAGUAUUAGCAAGAUGUAAAAAAUGUGUUAAAAAAUACGUUGUUUCUUCAAAUGAUAAAAUUUUCCACAACAAACUUUCUUUUUUUUGUGUGUGUUUGUACAUUUUACACAUAUUAAAUUACUUUUGUGAUUUUUGUAUAUUAAGAUAAGUUUAUAACGUAGAGACCAUCAUAGUGAGAUAAUAUGAUAUUCAAAAUUCGUUAUCAUUAUUUAGAAAUUGCCAUAUAUCAAUAGAUGAGUUUCAUUUACUGAAUAUUUAAGUUUUCAUACGUAAAUGUUCAUACGGAAACGUAAAUGUUAAUUUCUCAUAAUUUAUAUUUUAGUUCUAUAAUAUGUGUAUAUAGUAAUAUAUUAUAUACACAUUUAAAAAAUGAUACGUUCUUUAUUUUAUUUGCAAUUAUGUUAAAUAAAAAACCCAAAUAAAUUUGUUAAUAACAAAAUGUUUUUUCUUUUUUUUCACAAUAUUAUGAUUAUUCAAUAAUUGUGUUAAUAGUCGAUAUUUAUUAUUUCGAUAAUCAAUAAUUAUAAUGCAUUUAUAUUACAUUGAGAUGCAGUGAAUAUCUUGAACUUUUCAAAAUUUAUAAAUUUAUGAAUUCUGACUAUAUUAUACAAUAUAAAUAUCAAUCUCUGACUCCUCACUAUAUGUAUAAAGGGAGAAAUAUGGGCAUCUAUCUUGCUCUUUAAUUUAAAAAUGCACAAAUUAUUGCAAUUUGUAUUGCUAUAGUUACAUUAUUUUAUAAAGAAUGAAAUUGCGUAAAUGAUAAUAAUUUAUACUUUAUUAGCAAAAAAUCAUAUUAAUCCAUUGCAUGAUUAUAUUUUUGUUCACACAAGUGGAAAUAUACAUAUGAUAGUUUAACAAUUGUGUGAACAUCAAACAAUAUAUUUGAAAUACACACUAUGAACUUGUGUAAUAUUGAAAAAAUUUUAGAAUAUACAUUUUUUUGUGUGGAAAUUUCACUUUUACAUAAAUACAUAUAUUGCAUUGUAUUAGCAUAUGGUUUGUCAAUUUUGAUAAUAGCAUAAUAAUUAAAUAGCAACUAUUGAUAACUUAAUUAUAACAAGAGAGGAAAAAUCAUAUUAAGAGAUAUGCUGUAAUACCAGCAUAUCAAAGUUUCACUUUAAUGCUAUCCAAAACAAAUAUAUUGACUGUGAUUAUGUCAUAAAUGUAUGGUCACCAAGGUGUACUUAAUAAUAAAGAAUUAAUCUAUCUUGA